GCAGCUCGUCACACAGAGCUAGCUGAUCAGCAGCAGCAGCAAGCAGACACACCGCGUGCUUGAGCUCGCUCUCGCUCUUGGUCUGAGCAAGCUUUGCAUUGGUGCGUGAGGAUGGCGAAGGACAUCGAGGCCGCGGCGGCGGGCGGGGAGUACACGGCCAAGGACUACUCCGACCCGCCGCCGGCGCCGCUGAUCGACGCGGAGGAGCUGACCAAGUGGUCGCUGUACCGCGCGGUGAUCGCCGAGUUCGUGGCGACGCUGCUCUUCCUCUACAUCACGGUGGCCACGGUGAUCGGGUACAAGCACCAGACGGACGCGGCGGCGUCGGGCCCCGACGCGGCGUGCGGCGGCGUGGGCGUCCUCGGCAUCGCCUGGGCCUUCGGCGGCAUGAUCUUCAUCCUCGUCUACUGCACCGCUGGGGUGUCGGGGGGCCACAUCAACCCGGCCGUCACGCUGGGCCUGUUCCUAGCGCGCAAGGUGUCGCUGGUGCGCGCGCUGCUCUACAUGGUCGCGCAGUGCCUGGGCGCCAUCUGCGGCGUCGGGCUCGUCAAGGGAUUCCAGAGCGCCUACUUCGUGCGCUACGGCGGCGGCGCCAACGAGCUCAGCGACGGCUACUCCAAGGGCACGGGGCUCGCCGCCGAGAUCAUCGGCACCUUCGUGCUCGUCUACACCGUCUUCUCCGCCACCGACCCCAAGCGCAACGCCCGCGACUCACACGUCCCAGUGCUUGCUCCUCUUCCCAUCGGGUUCGCCGUGUUCAUGGUCCACCUGGCCACGAUCCCCAUCACCGGCACCGGCAUCAACCCGGCCAGGAGCUUCGGCGCCGCCGUGAUCUACAACGAGGACAAGGCCUGGGAUGACCAAGUACGUCCUAGACAACUGAUGACAACACUUCGCCCUUCCCCCCGCUAAUAGUAAAAGCGCUAAUGGCUUCGUGUCAAAGAAACUGAAAGUGCUAAUGGCUUACAGCGUGGCCGGUCACUGUCACCUACACAGCCCCAAGCCUAACAAACCAAACAAAACUGCUGUUGCGACGCUUCUCAGCCGUAAGCUCACUAGUGGCAGAUAGAACCCGACGAAGGAUUAUUAUAACAUAUAUGCAUAAGGCUCAGGAAGUCAGGAUAAGGCUCAAUGAUGAUCACUUAGUUAAACUUUUAUAUUUGUUUUAGAUAUGAAUGAUCACUUAGUUAAACUGAUCAGCAGAUGUCACCCCCAAUUGAUUAGUAUGCUGUUUGCAGGGUUUUUUAGUACCCUAUAGCCUGUUGUGGCACUAGUCACAGAGCUACAAUGACAUUUUCAGCCACUCGAUUAAAAACCUAUCAAAACCAAACACGCAGCCUAAUCUGUUCCCAACAACCCUCCGACCUGACUAUAAGAACUUUAGCCUAUGUACCUAAUGCUGGCUUGUCCCAUCUUACUGUCGCAUAUCAUUUGGGUAUAUCUGAAAUCACAAACACUGGAUAAAAAAGAAGUCUGAUGAGUCAGUUG
Panicum virgatum (switchgrass) is the source of this 1488-nucleotide messenger RNA. RefSeq names its product aquaporin PIP2-5-like. Gene Ontology annotation, biological process: transmembrane transport. Gene Ontology annotation, molecular function: water channel activity. NCBI's taxonomy places the organism in Eukaryota, Viridiplantae, Streptophyta, Magnoliopsida, Poales, Poaceae. The record is from RefSeq and is a predicted model, not a curated record. Gene Ontology annotation, cellular component: plasma membrane. The transcript has 3 exons. Bases 112 to 912 code for a protein of 266 amino acids.